Molecule: messenger RNA, 2126 nt
Organism: Gryllus bimaculatus (two-spotted cricket)
Lineage: Eukaryota; Metazoa; Arthropoda; Insecta; Orthoptera; Gryllidae
Source: the annotation of a GenBank genome assembly
ACAUCGCGCUGCCUGACGUGGUGGUGUACCUGGCGUCGCGGCCCGGCUCGCCGGACGCCCCGCCGCCCGCUGCUGGCCCGCCCGCCGUCGCCGAGACGCACCUGAGCGUCGGCUGCCAGGUGGUCGGGCCCUUCGUCGUGGCUGGCCUGGGCAUGGUGGGCGCCGGCCUCUACUUGGAUAUGGUCCAGGACUGGAAUGUGUUUGUGAAUGUAAAAGAAAUCAUUAUUCUUGUGCCCUCUCUGUUGGGCCUUAAAGGCAAUUUGGAAAUGACUUUGGCUGCUCGAUUGUCCACUGAGGCCAAUUUAGGUCACAUGGAUGAUGCUAAGGAGCAAUGGAGCAUGAUAUUAGGAAAUUUAACUUUAGUUCAGUGUCAAGCCAUAGUUGUUGGUCUGUUGUCAGCUGUAGUUGCUCUAGCUAUGGUUUAUAUAUUAGAGAAAGAAGAAUUUAACAUAAGGCAUACUAUGCUUCUGUGUUCUUGUAGUAUUAUAACUUCUUCCAUAGCAAGCCUUGUUCUAGGCCUCAUCACUGCUACUGUGAUAGUUGUAUCACGUUGGUUGAAAAUUAACCCAGAUAAUGUUGCAACUCCCAUUGCUGCAAGCUUAGGAGAUAUUACCUCCCUUGCUUUACUUUCCUGGGUAGCAACCAUGUUGUAUGAUGCAAUUGAUAAGUCUUACUGGAUAUCACCAGUUGUCAUAAUUUGCUACAUUCUGGUUAUUCCUUUUUGGGUGUGGAUUGCAAAGAAGAACAAGUACACAAGCUCCGUCCUGUAUUCAGGCUGGACUCCUGUAGUAGUUGCUAUGCUGAUCAGCACGUCUGGUGGUCUCAUGCUGCACAAGUUGCUAUCUCGUUACCCACAAAUGGCUGCCUUGCAACCAGUCAUUAAUGGAGUUGGUGGUAACCUUGUAUCAGUACAAGCAAGUCGUUUGUCCACUGAGUUACAUCAACAUAGUGAACCGGGAACACUUCCACCUGGUUCACAAAUUUGUAUCACUCCAAGCCAGGCAUGCUGUUCAAGACAACCUCAUGCAAUGACAGCUCAAGUAUUAAUGCUACUUGUCAUACCUGGACAUCUUUUGUUCAUCUCCAUUAUAUCUUCAAAAUAUUUGCAACCUGAUGCUCUAGAUCUUACCCCAUUGUUUGUUGUCACUUAUCUGUUCGUAGCAUUUUUUCAGGUUGCUAUUCUUCUCUAUGUGGCAUAUAUUUUGACUUAUUUCUUUUGGAAACGGCACACUGAUCCUGAUAAUUCAACAAUACCUUAUCUCACUGCUCUUGGAGAUCUGUUAGGGAUUGGCCUUCUGGGCAUUAGUUUUGAGUUCCUCUCCUGGGUGGGAGAUGAUUACGCAAUUGCUCCUGAAGUUCCUGGAGCUGUUACUACACUCCCUCCUUGAUGGGCUCCAGCUCAAUGCCUACAAUUUUGCCUAGUGUGAACAUGUGAAAAGGACCACAUGUACAAAAGUGUAAUAGAAAAAAAAGAUUGUUCCUGAUGGAUAAUUCUUCCCAGAGAAAAUAAAAAAACAAAAACAAAAAAAUCUAUUUCAUUGGCCUUCAUCUGAAUAAAACAAGACUAAAGAGAAAGGCAGUUCUCCAAAUUCAUUGGCACAGCAGGAAAAGAAGACUUUCAUCGAACAUAUUUGCAAUGUGAAGUGGUGUAUCUUUGUUUCCUGUUUCUUGUCAAUAGCUCAUUAAAUUUGCCUCUUAAUUUGUCUUUGUUGACAAAUGUGCCUCAUUGUGUCAGUGACAUAAUAGAAUUUGUUUCUCUCCUUCGUUUAAAGAAAAUUUACUCCAUCUUCAUAAAACAUAAAUCAAUCAUAAAUUUGUAGCUUUUCAAAAAAUCAUAUAAAUGCUACUUAAUAAUAAUUUCAUGAGGAAGAAGCACAAAAUUUGUAGUCAUUAAUAUUGCAUUCAUAGAUUGUAUUAACUGUUCAUAUAAUAAUUAUUUACUAUGAACAGAUCUUUGAAUGAAAACUUGCUGUUACUGCAUAAGUUAACAGAAAUUCUCAUUCAUUGAAAAUAGAGAUGCAGCCUUAAAUAAAAUGUUGUCCCUUGUUAUACAUGUGAAAGAUUUUAAAUGUCACCAGAGUGUUUUAUUUUCUUCUGUAUAUCUAUGAAUAAUAAAAUGUUGAAAA